UCGUCUCGUCCUCAGAACAGUUUUGACAACAACAUGGCUGCCUCCAUGGGGAGAGGCAGAGGCGGUGUCACCAGUUUUCAAAAGAAAGCCAGAGCCAAAACUCUGCAAAUCCCGGGCACGAGACCUUCGUCGCAGGGAAACCAACUCCUAGUGUCUACUGGGGUUCCAUCUCUGGACCAUAUCAUCGGAGGCGGGGUCGUGGUCGGGACCGUCAUGUUGGUAGAGGAAGAUUCCUUUGGGAGCUAUGCACGCCUUCUGAUGAAGUAUUUCAUGGCAGAAGGAAUCAUGACCCACCAUCCUCUACUGCUGUCCUCAGCGGAACUCCAUCCUAAACAACUCCUGAGUGACCUUCCUGCACCAGUUAGUGACGACAUCGGAAAGGCUGCCCUAAACCAGGAAGAAGUGUCAUUAGAGAAAAAUGUGCAGAAAGAGGCAACCAUGAAAAUAGCUUGGAGAUACCAGAAGUUGCGGACAGAGCAGCCAGAACUUGGAGCCUUCUCUCAGUUUGGCCACUACUAUGACCUGUCCAAGACCAUGUCCAGUGAGAUGAGGGACACUGCUCCUACCAGGCUGUUCUACCUCCAGGAUGAACUCCCCCUGGAGAAACAGGGUGUGUGGACAUCCAUCACAAACCCUGCCUACAUCAAACUUCUACAGUCCAUUCAAGAUGUGGUGAAGGAAGGACAGUUUGAUCUCUCCGUCCCACAGCCCAAGGAUGUGCCUAGAACUGUACUGAGGAUUGGUCUCCACUCGCUGGGUUCCCCCUUGUGGGGAGAGCAAGACAGUGGUUCAUCACACGACUCAUCCCUCCCUCACUUCCUCCAUGCACUGAGGGCUGUGCUCCGUACCUCCCUUGCUGCUUGCCUCAUCACCAUCCCCACACACCUGUUUGAAGACAUGGCCUUCACACGUCGCUUAGAAAAGCUGUGUGACUCUGUCAUAAGGCUUGAAUCUUUCGCAGGUUCCGAGAAGGAGCAGAACCCUGCCUACAAAGAUUACCACGGCCUACUGUACAUUAAACAGUUGUCACAGGCAAACUCUCUCCUGUCCUACAUGCCAGACUGUAAUGACUUUGCAUUCAAGUUGCGAAGGAAAAAGUUUGCAGUUGAGAAGCUUCACCUGCCCCCAGAACUGCAGGACAGUCAGCAGCGGGAGCAGGAUGAUCCUGUGGCUGCACUCAAGACUCCAUCAGCUAGUUGUUUUAACCCUAGUGUCAAGAGUAAACUGGACUUCUGAAUUUAAAUCAUUCUAUUUACAUAGAUAUGCAACAAGUACAUUUCCAUUUUGUUUGUAGUUUUUUUUUUCCCUUUCCACCAUUCUACGCAAAUGACAAACAUUUGUACGUGAUUAUUUUUUAACAAUACAAGGAAACUGAAUGUCAACCUAAUAAAACUUUUAGGAAUUCCCUAUUUCACAUUGCAUGUGUCUUGUAUUUCUUUGGGACAUUAAAUGUUUUCAGGUUAUGGCGCCAUAGAUUAGCCUUGGUACUGCCCUCUGUAAUCUGGCAUGGUUACACUGGUAAGCGAGCAAAAAGACUGAGUCAGCAGUUACUUUGGAUGAUGGUAUCCAGGCCUACCAUACAUAUUGUAAGUUUGUAAAAUACAUAUUUGCCUUGUUGUGCUAAUCAGACAUUGAACAUACUCAUAACAAGCUGUAGAUCCAAAGCAAAGGAACUUGACAUUAGGCUCUGGUAUAUCAACAAGCAACAGACGAUACUAAAUUAGGACUUGUCUUUCAAGAGCAGCAGUUUGAAAAUGAAAGCCUAAAUAGUCAUGUA
Branchiostoma floridae (Florida lancelet) is the source of this 1777-nucleotide messenger RNA. Its product is annotated as elongator complex protein 4-like. The transcript is spliced from 2 exons. NCBI's taxonomy places the organism in Eukaryota, Metazoa, Chordata, Leptocardii, Amphioxiformes, Branchiostomatidae. Gene Ontology annotation, biological process: tRNA wobble uridine modification. The record is from RefSeq and is a predicted model, not a curated record. The coding region runs from base 34 to 1236 and encodes 400 amino acids. Gene Ontology annotation, cellular component: elongator holoenzyme complex; cytoplasm; transcription elongation factor complex.